Molecule: messenger RNA, 3062 nt
Organism: Aspergillus brunneoviolaceus CBS 621.78
Lineage: Eukaryota; Fungi; Ascomycota; Eurotiomycetes; Eurotiales; Aspergillaceae
Product: M1 family metallopeptidase
Exons: 12
Coding region: 74-2719 (881 amino acids)
Biological process (GO): peptide catabolic process; proteolysis
Cellular component (GO): cytoplasm
Molecular function (GO): metalloaminopeptidase activity; peptide binding; zinc ion binding
Source: RefSeq, a predicted model, not a curated record
GCUUCCUACUCUCACGAUUGCUGGCCAUUCGUCCUCCGCAAGGUGUUGCUCUUCUGAUUUCCGCACCCGCACAAUGGCAUCAAAUGACAGAGAUGUCCUCCCGGACGUAGCUGUCCCAGUCCAUUACGACGUGUCUUUGUUUGAUCUGCAGUUCAGUGAUAAUUGGGGCUAUAAUGGUAUCGUCAAGGUCAAGGCCAGAGUCACCCGCCCCACGAAAGAGAUUGUGCUCAACUCGAAGGAAAUCGAGGUUCAGAAAGUCGAAAUUUAUGGCGAAGAUGGGACCAAAUUGUCCGAAGCAUCCGAGAUCUCUUAUGAUAGAACCUCUGAGCGGGUGGCUUUCAAGUUCCCGUCGGAAAUUGCACCCUCAGAUAUUCUUCUCUCGAUGAAUUUUACCGGAACCAUGAACAACGCGAUGGCCGGGUUCUACCGCUCUAAAUACAUCCCUGUUGUGGAACCAGUUGAAGACACACCCAAAGAAGGAGACUUCCACUACAUGUUGAGCACCCAAUUCGAGUCUUGUGAUGCGCGUCGGGCUUUCCCAUGCUUCGACGAACCAAAUCUGAAAGCCACCUUUGAUUUCGAGAUCGAGGUGCCCACCGGUCAAACUGCCCUGAGCAACAUGCCUAUUAAAGAUGAGAGGGCUGGACGUAAGCCGGGACUCAAACUUGUCUCUUUUGAGAGAACUCCCGUUAUGAGCACAUAUCUUCUGGCAUGGGCAGUUGGCGAUUUCGAAUACGUGGAGGCGAUGACAGAGCGCAAGUAUCAAGGAAAGAGUAUACCCGUCCGUGUCUAUACAACCAGAGGUCUGAAAGAGCAAGCUCGAUUCGCUUUAGAAUGUGCUCAUCGCACCGUUGACUACUUCUCCGAGAUUUUCGAGAUAGAAUAUCCCUUGCCCAAGGCAGAUCUUCUCGCUGUCCAUGAAUUUGCGAUGGGUGCUAUGGAAAACUGGGGACUCGUAACGUAUCGAACAACUGCUGUUCUUUUUGAAGAGGGCAAGUCCGAUACCCGGUAUAAGAACCGCAUUGCUUAUGUGGUCGCGCACGAAUUGGCCCAUCAAUGGUUUGGCAAUCUUGUUACAAUGGAUUGGUGGAACGAACUAUGGCUUAACGAAGGGUUUGCAACUUGGGUCGGUUGGCUUGCUGUUGACCACUUUUAUCCUGAAUGGAAUAUCUGGUCUCAGUUUGUUGCUGAGGGUGUUCAACAAGCUUUUCAGCUUGACUCUUUGCGGGCAUCACAUCCGAUUGAGGUACCCGUUAGAAACGCUCUCGAAGUGGACCAGAUUUUCGAUCACAUCAGCUACCUGAAGGGAAGCUCGGUCAUUCGCAUGCUGAGUGAUCACCUCGGUCGACAGACCUUUCUACGCGGUGUAGCUGCGUAUCUCAAGGCACACGCUUACGGAAAUGCUACCACAAAUGAUCUUUGGUCGGCUCUAAGCAAGGCAUCCAACCAGGAUGUAACUAGCUUCAUGGACCCUUGGAUUCGCAAGAUCGGAUUCCCUGUUAUCACUAUCACCGAGGAGCUGGGUCAAAUCAACAUCCGACAAAACCGCUUCCUCUCGACAGGUGAUGCCAAACCAGAUGAGGACGAAACAACAUGGUGGAUUCCGCUAGGUAUCCAGUCGGCUCGUGAGGUGUCUGACACAAAUAAGGGUGCUUUGGUAUCUAAAUCAGAUUCAGUUCCCGGUGUGGGGCAGGAAUCCUUCUACAAGAUAAACAAGAACCUUUCUGGUUUCUACCGUACCAAUUAUCCUGCUGAUCGUUUGGCUAAACUCGGACAGUCUUUGGACCUACUAAGUACUGAGGAUAAGAUCGGCCUGAUCGGCGAUGCUGCUGCUCUUGCCGUUUCUGGUAAUGGCACAACGACUGCCUUGUUAUCUUUAUUGAGUGGUUUCAAGGAAGAAAAGAACUAUCUGAUCUGGUCUCAAAUCUCAACUUCCAUCGGAAACUUACGUUCGGUGUUUGCUCAAAACAACUCGGUUUCAUCAGGGCUGAAGAAAUUCACCCUUGAAUUAGUCUCACCCGCCGCUGAAGAAAUUGGCUGGGAGUUUAAGCCCGAAGAUGAUUAUCUCACUGUACAGCUUCGGAAACUUUUGAUUGGAAUGGCAUGCCAUGCUGGGCAUAAAGAUAUGAUUUCCGAGGCAACACGACGAUUCCAGCUCUGGAACACUGCUAAAGACAAAAAUGCUGUGCAUCCCAACCUGCGCUCUGUUAUUUUUGGUGUUGUAGUUUCUGAGGGUGGAACUCAAGAUUAUGUUUCCGUCAAGGAGGAAUAUUUGAGAACCGAUUCUGUCGAUGGAAAAGAGAUCUGCCUAGGGGCUCUUGGACGCACGAAGAAUCCCGAAUUGGUCAGGGAUUAUCUCGAUUUUGUCUUCUCAGACAAGGUUGCUAUACAGGACAUACAUAACGGUGCAGUUUCACUUGCUUCGAAUUCAAGCACUCGCCAUCUACUUUGGGAGUACAUGAAAGCGCAUUGGGACAUGGUUGAAUCACGUUUAUCGACAAAUAAUGUUGUUUUCGAGCGCUUUGUGCGAAUGGGACUUUCCAAAUUCGCCGAUCACACCAUUGAAGCCGAAAUUUCUGCCUUCUUUCAGGAUAAGGAUACCAGUGCCUACGACCGUGCUCUGGUUAUUGUUGCUGAUAGCAUCCGCACAAAUUUGCACUACAAAGACAGAGAUGAGGGUCUAGUGUUGGAGUGGCUUCAGGUUCAUGGAUAUGCUUGAUUAGUUAGGAACAGUGAUUGCCGCUCUCUUGAGGGAGUGGGUUUGCAUGACAUAGUUGUUCGGUGAGAGCCAGUCCCGUUGUGGCUGGGAGAAUCACCCGAGCAAUAGCAGACGAAACAGCUGAGAUUGAAUAAAGCAAUACGCAGAGGUGCCUUCUCACCUUGUUCAUUGGCUUGUUGGGUGUCUGUCGAGGUAAAGUAGCAUUAAUGGUAUCAGAAUGAGAUGGUUAUUUGUGCAGUAUUACAAAUGAUGAUCCGAUCUCAGGGUCUACAUUGUGGUGGUUUCUGAUGGAGAGUGGUUGUACCUCUAACACAUUCUGCAGAUAAUAUUACUGGAACAUGCC